UUAAUCUUAUUUGAUUGGUACAAAAGCUCUGGUGUUUGCUUCCAGGACAGGUUUUUAUUUUAUUUUUUCCAGGAGGUGCAGUGGAGACGAGAAGCUGCUACGACAGUCUCGCCUUCAUCAACACUUGUAGCUGCUGUCAGUGAAGGUGUGGACCGUCAGUCCCAUGAGGCAUUGCUGGCAGAGGUUGCUCGGUUGGAGGACGCUUUGGAGGAGGUGAGGCGUGAUGUUGAAGGUCUGUCUGUCUGUCAGGACGGCUGCAGACGACUGGACACAAUCCAGCAGACGAUUUCGGCUCAGGUCCGCGAGGAGGUUCGGGUUCUGGUCUAUGGUAACCAGCUGACGGUGGGGGGGGAUGGGGCCCCCGGCCUCCCAGAGGAGUCGCUCCUCUGGUGGCUGUCUCAGCAUCACGUCAGCGGGGCCGACCUGCAGGAGGCGCUGCUCUCUCUGGAGCUCAGCAUCCUGCAGAACGUCAGCCUGCAGCUGGAGCAGCACCGCGGUGAGGAGACGGUCCGAGAGGCCGUCAUGGACACCGCCGUGACCCAGGAGGACGUCCAGGAGAUGGUGAAGAACGCUCUGCGCCUGUUUUCUCAGGAUCGGACCGGCCUGGCAGACUUCGCUCUGGAGUCUGGAGGGGGCAGCAUCCUGAGCACUCGCUGCUCGGAGACCUACGAGACGAAGGCGGCGCUGCUCAGCCUGUUCGGACUUCCUCUGUGGUAUUUCUCUCAGUCUCCUCGAGUCGUGAUCCAGCCGGACGUCAAGCCAGGAAACUGCUGGGCCUUCAGAGGCUCCACAGGUGUCCUGGUGAUCCGGCUCUCCAUGAGGAUCCUCCCCACCGCCUUCACCAUGGAGCACAUCCCCAGAACACUGGCACCCAGCGGGACUCUGACCAGUGCCCCGAGAGACUUCACCGUCUACGGUCUGGAGGAUGAAGCUGACGUCAGAGGGAAGCUGUUGGGCUCCUUUACCUUUGACCAGGACGGAGAGUCUCUGCAGAGCUACCGGCUCACCGAGGACAACGACGCGGCCUUCCAGAUCAUUGAGGUUCAGGUGUUGUCCAACUGGGGCCACGAGCAGUACACCUGCAUGUACCGCUUCAGAGUGCACGGGACGCCUGAGGACCCCAGAGACAUUCAGUCCGCUUAUCUAAGAGACGGUCGAGUCCUCGCUGCUAACGGUGCCCGAGUCUCCUCCCACUGAGACGCUAACUUCCCUCCAGACUCAAAGAAAGGACACGUGAAGUAUACUUCUGUCCAUAGUUGAUAUUUUUAUAUAUCGGUGUUUCAUCUUUCAGUCCGUUCUUCUUUUAUCGGUGACUGUGGUGCAGUAAACAGGAUGUGAGUAUGAAGUGUCUUCAUUACUCGCAUGUCCACGUGUAUUUAAUCUCUUCCUCUGCUGGUGAAGAGGUGCGUCAUGGGAACUCUUCUGUUUCAGCUGAAGAAGGUUUUGAUCUUUUUCUAAAUAAAAUGUCCUCUUUGUGUUUCCACCUGAGAGGAACAUCAACACAGUUUUAUUUUAGGAGGAGAUGACUUCACACAGUGAACAGAGGAACUAUAGCACCUUAACGUUCUGCCCCACAGUAACCGUGACGUCUCUCAGUGGCUCACCGCUGCACUAUUUAAUGAUAAUGGUGAAAAACAAUUGAAUCUACGAAAUUCUGAGAAGUUUCAAAAAGGGAAGUCGAAGAAAAUGAGAAUAUGAACUCUGCACUUAAGUCUCAGCUGCUGUAGAAUUAUUUACUUUUGUCUGACUGUGAGAUGUGGUGGGACCACAACUUCAUUUUAGACAUGCAUGUAUUUUUGUGCUUUUUCUGUAUGAUUUUAAUAUGGACAUAAUAAAGAUGUAAGAUGACAUGA
Messenger RNA from Anarrhichthys ocellatus (wolf-eel), 1853 nucleotides. Its product is annotated as SUN domain-containing protein 1-like. NCBI's taxonomy places the organism in Eukaryota, Metazoa, Chordata, Actinopteri, Perciformes, Anarhichadidae. The annotation marks the transcript as partial. The transcript has 8 exons. Gene Ontology annotation, molecular function: protein-membrane adaptor activity. Gene Ontology annotation, cellular component: meiotic nuclear membrane microtubule tethering complex; nuclear envelope. The record is from RefSeq and is a predicted model, not a curated record.